Culicoides brevitarsis is the source of this 1734-nucleotide messenger RNA. RefSeq names its product protein ultraspiracle homolog. Bases 233 to 1396 code for a protein of 387 amino acids. The record is from RefSeq and is a predicted model, not a curated record. NCBI's taxonomy places the organism in Eukaryota, Metazoa, Arthropoda, Insecta, Diptera, Ceratopogonidae. The transcript has 3 exons. Gene Ontology annotation, cellular component: activator ecdysone receptor complex; nucleus. Gene Ontology annotation, molecular function: RNA polymerase II cis-regulatory region sequence-specific DNA binding; zinc ion binding; nuclear receptor activity. Gene Ontology annotation, biological process: regulation of transcription by RNA polymerase II; anatomical structure development; cell differentiation.
CACUUUUCAAAAAAAUCACGUAUUUUCAGGGAGUUUUCAGGGUUUUCCGAAAUUUUUUCGACCACGGUGCACGUUACUAUCGUCAGGAACUGUCAGACAAUAAAACGAACGACGACGAUGAUCGCCAUCACGACGCUAAAUUAAGGAAUUAGGCAUUUUAUGUGGAUUCGAAAGUAGGUCAACAUCAAAACAAUCUUCAAAAAUUAUUAAAAAGGAAUUGAUAUUUCAUGCGAUGGAUGAUUCGCAAAGUGAACCGCCGACGCCGAGCAAUCCCGCGUAUCCAGCACAUCAUCCGCUAGCAAAUUCCAAACAUGAAUGCCAAAUUUGCGGGGAUCGUGCCUCGGGCAAGCAUUACGGCGUCUAUUCCUGCGAAGGAUGCAAAGGUUUCUUCAAACGUACGGUGCGCAAGGACCUCACGUAUGCGUGUCGCGAACAGAAAAAUUGCAUAAUUGACAAGCGUCAGCGGAACCGUUGCCAGUAUUGUCGCUACCAAAAGUGCUUGACGUGCGGCAUGAAGCGCGAAGCGGUGCAAGAGGAGCGUCACAAGGGCGCAAAAGGCGCUGGAACGGGCGGAAAUGCGAUGAAACCCGACGAAAUCUGUCCGACGAGCACCGUGAAGGACCUCACGAUGGAACGAAUACUCGAGGCGGAGAACAUCAGCGAGGAAAAUAAGGGCGAACAUGCGAUGCCGUACAUUCGCGUCGGUCAAAAUUCCCUCAUUCCGCCAAAUUAUGCGGGUCCCGUCAACAGCAUGUGCCAAAUUGCGAACAAAGCACUCGAGCGCAUCAUCGACUUUGCACGACGCGUUCCCCAUUUCACGGAUCUCUGCAAGGAAGAUCAAAUUCUCCUGCUGAAAUCCAGCUGGAACGAGUUGCUCAUCAUUACGAGUGCGUGGCGCAGCAUCGAGUACAUGGAAGUCGCCGAAUCCCCGAACGAUCCGACGAAAAAAGUCGUGCGAACGCCCGAAUUGCUCUGUCUCGGUCCCAACUACACUUUGCAUCGCAACAGCGCGAAAGAAGCGGGCGUUUUACCGAUUUUUGAUCGCAUCCUGCACGAGCUCAGCCUAAAAAUGAGCAAACUCGGGUUCGAUAAGGCGGAAUUGGCAUGUUUGAAGGCGAUAAUUUUGUUAAAUCCCGAAAUCCGGGGACUCGUGAACAAAAAAGACGUCGAAGCACUCAGGGAAAAGGCCUACGUUUGCCUCGAGGACCACUGCAAACAGCAUCACGCAUGCGAAGACGGCCGAUUUGCUCAAUUAUUGUUGCGACUACCUCCGUUACGUUCAAUCAGCUUAAAGUGUCUGGAUCACUUGUUCUUUUUCCGGCUCAUUGGCGACAAGCCGCUGGAGAGCUUUCUUGUUGAAGCCUUGGGGGCACCAAUCAAAACUGAACAUUCUUAAAAAAAAAAAUUCAAAAUUUUCGGCGAAAAUUCAUUCAACGAUAUUUUUACCUAUUUUUAAUCACUUUUUAUUAAUUUUUAUGAAUUAAGAUGAAACUGACGAUCCAGUUGUCGCUUUUUAUAAGGAAAGCUUUAAUUUUUCUUACGUUACAAUGAAAUUGAACAAUGAAAAUAGUAGAAUCUGUGUCCAUAAAAUAAUCAAAAAAAAAAAACUAUAAAAUAGAAAAUUUAUUUAAAAAAAAAAGAAGAGAAAUUAAAAGUUAGCGUUUUAAAUAUUAAAUGGAAACAAACUCAAUGGAAUUCAAUUUCAAUCCUACCAAUAAUAAAUCAAUAGUCAAU